Molecule: messenger RNA, 1643 nt
Organism: Triticum aestivum (bread wheat)
Lineage: Eukaryota; Viridiplantae; Streptophyta; Magnoliopsida; Poales; Poaceae
Exons: 14
Coding region: 27-1307 (426 amino acids)
Source: RefSeq, a predicted model, not a curated record
CCUAUAUAUAAAUAUACAAUUCACCCAUGUACUCUCCUACAAAAUCAUCUCUGGUCAUACGUUUGCAGGAGGAGACCGGCGAUCGGCGGCGCAGCAUAGGGAUGGGGAGUUCCCGGAGCAAGCCGGUGCGGGAGCAGCAGCCGGCGGCACCGCCAAAGCCGAAGCAGAUGCCGGAGCCGGAGCCGAAGCCGACGCCGACGCCAAGGCCGAAGAAGAAGCAUGACCCGAAGGUGGAGGUGCCGCCCCUCAUCGACCCCCCGCCCAACGCCGCCCGCACCAGGAUGCUCGUGCCAGGGUACGAGCUGUGGUUCGGGAAGCCCUCGCUGCGCGCCCUGUUCGAUGACUACUUCAAUCAAGCUGGGAGCGUAAACGCAGGGGUCAUGCUCAAGAUGGUGGAGGAUCCUCAUGUCAAUCUGACCGCAGCUGCGUCACCAGCUGGCGGGGAGGCUCAGCUUCGAUGGCAGAGUGAUUUGGAUAAUCCAGAUACCUUUGUGCACUUUCUUGUGUCAACGCCGAAAUCCACUUUGAAGCUCAGAUCGAGUGCACAUUCUCCUAAAUAUGGUAUUGGUGCCUUUUAUGCAAUGCCUUUGCAUUUUGGAAACAGCACUUGUUCAGAAGACAGUGGUGUCAUGGGUUUGAGAUAUGAUUCGAAGAAUCUAUCACUGGGGGCAUCUUUUGUGCCAUCUCUCUUAUCUGGUGGGGUACCCUCUGUCUCUGUGGUACCCUAUGGUGCAUGGUUGGUUGGGAGAAUAGGUGGAUUGAGUGCAGGGGCUCAAUGCAAGCCGCUUAGUACUGCUGGAAACAAGUCUUUUCCUUUUGAGGACUUGAAGAACUGGGAUUGCGGAAUCAGUUAUGGUGUGGGUUCAGAUAGUCCACUCAGCCCUUCACUCAAUUUCUCUCUAGAGCUUCUCAGAAGCACACAGCUGGUCGCGUCAUUCUAUCAGCACCAGGUUGUCCAAAGGCAGGUAUACUCUGUGAUUCCUACAGAAGCAACCAAAAUUACAAACUACAUAGAUUUUGGGCUUGAGCUAGCCACAAGGGUGGGUAAGGACGAACCAACAGAUGAUGCCGACAAUUCCUCGUUUCAGAUAGCUGCAAACUGGCAGGCUAAUAAGAACUUACUACUAAAGGGAAAGUUAGGUCCCUCAAAAUCUUCUUUAGCUUUGGCAUUCAAGUCUUGGUGGAAACCCUCGUUUACAUUCAGCUUCACAGCUGCAAAUGAUCAUUCGAAAGGUACUACCGCGUACGGAUUCAGAAUCCAUGUCGACGAUCUAAGAGAGCAAGUUUCCGAAACCCAGCUCCAGUAGAAGGAUUAUACCAUUGUUUGUGUCACGGGGCGACACGACGAACUACAACUUACAUGUGCGGCUGUGACACAAAUCAAGGAGGACCGAACUGAAGACUAAUAGUUUGCGGAAGCACAUGAAGAAGCUUUAGAACAGACAUUACAUUGAUUCAGGGAACUGUAACCACUCAGGAAGACCGUUAGAGCUGGCCUGUUGACAGAAAACAUUGUGUUUAAUUAGCUUGUAGUAGCGUGGAAUCUAGUCUUCAUCUCUACGUAGCACUGUAUUUCCUAAGUCUUUGCUGUGUAUUUGAAACAUUUGAUAUUCUGGAUUUUCAAGGGCGAGGUAGUUUCGUUA